This is a messenger RNA of Vigna unguiculata (cowpea), 2581 nucleotides long. RefSeq names its product transcription factor PIF4-like. Lineage: Eukaryota; Viridiplantae; Streptophyta; Magnoliopsida; Fabales; Fabaceae. The record is from RefSeq and is a predicted model, not a curated record. Gene Ontology annotation, molecular function: protein dimerization activity; DNA-binding transcription factor activity. Gene Ontology annotation, biological process: regulation of DNA-templated transcription.
UUUGCAUGAAAGUGAAAAAAGUUUCAUCAUUUCGCAUGUUUUCAAAGUGUGUUUUAUGUUAUGGAAAGUUGUUUUUCUUCGAGUUUGGGUUUGUUUAUGAGGCUUGCAGAGUUGGUUCAGCUUCCUGUCUCGAAAUAUGCCCAAUUUGUUGGGUUUAAUGUUUUGUUUAGAUUCUUGUUUCUCAUCGGUUUUUGUUUCUCUGGGUUUGUAAAUGUGCUCGUACUUUCUAUCUAUGGCUGAGAGUUGAAGUUUCCUUUUUGGGAGCUUGGGAAUUGAAUUUUUUGGUGAUUUAUUUAUUCAGAGUUCAGAAUGGCAAAAACCAGUCACGGUUCCAUUUCAUUGGUUUGCUUGUUCACUCUUCUUCUAGUAAAGUUCCAAACAUGACCCACUCAAAGUCUUUCUCUUUCUACUCCUUUUUUUUAUUUUUUCAUUUUAAAGAUUUGUUUAUGCUUAUUUGAUUAUUCAGUUUGCUGGUACAGAUUAUUUUAUUAUGCUUUUAAAGGGUGUGCUUGGAUAACGAGUCAAAAUCUGGCACUCAAAAGGAUAACUGAUUUGCUUAGCCAUGAACAACAGUGUUCCUGAUUGGAAUUUUGGGAGUGAUUCCUGCAUCACCACCAAUCAGAAGAAACCUAUGGGGGUGGACCAAGAACUUGUGGAGCUUCUGUGGCAAAAUGGCCAGGUAGUGUUGCACAGCCAAACUCAUAGAAAACCAGUUGUGAAUUCCAUCACACAAAGACCCCUUCAGAGGGCUUUUCAAUCAACAUUAAGGGCUAGUGAGCCAUUUGGGAACUCAAGUAACUUGAUUCAAGAUGAUGAGACAGUUUCGUGGAUCCAAUACCCUCUUGAGGAUCCAUUGGAACAAGAGUUCUGUUCAAACCUUUUAUCUGAACUGCCACAGUGUGAUGUUGAGUCCUAUAAGCAAAUCAAGCCAUUUGAAGAGGCAAAGUUUACCAAAUUGGAUGCUUCUGGUGCCCCCCAUGUGCUUGUAAGUUCACAAUCACCUACUGUGAAAUCCUCCUCUUUUCAGGAAUUCUCAGGAAUUCCUAUACCUGCUCCAAGAUUCCAUGUUUCUGAUUCACCUCAGAAAAAUAACAAUGAUUUGGGUGGUGGACCAUGUAAGGUCCAAAACUUCACUCACUUUUCACCUACCCUUAAUGUUUCUUCAGCAUUGCCUAAUGCGCAUUUUAGAGACAAAAUCACUGGUAACACGUCAAAAAAUGAGGUUAGAGAGUGCUCAUUGAUGACAGUUGGAUCAAGUUACUGUGGUAGCAAUCACAUGACCCAAGAUCCAGAUGCAAGCAGGGCAUCAAGCAAUGGUGUUUGGACUACUACUUUAUCUGUUGACCCUGAAGCUGUCAGAGAUCAUGUGCCAAGAACAAUUCCUCUGAGUGAGAAAGGGAAAUCAGAGAUGCUUGAACCAACUGCUACUUCUUCUUCUGGUGGCUCAGGUAGUAGUCUUGGAAAAACUUGUUCCUUAUCCACCAGAAACCAGAGCCAAAAAAGAAAAACAAUAGACGUGGAAGAAUCUGAGGAUCAUAGUGAGGACACAGAACUUAAAUCACCAGUUGGAAACAAGACAUCCCAACGGACAGGGUCGGCUAGAAGGAACCGUGCUGCUGAAGUGCAUAAUCUAUCAGAAAGGAGAAGGAGAGAUAGGAUCAAUGAGAAGAUGAAAGCAUUGCAACAACUCAUACCUCACAGUAGCAAGACAGACAAAGCAUCAAUGUUGGAAGAGGCAAUAGAAUAUUUGAAAUCACUUCAGUUACAACUUCAGCUAAUGUGGAUGGGAUCUGGCAUGGCACCAAUGAUGUUUCCAGGAAUCCAGCACUACAUGUCUCAAAUGGGUAUGGGAAUGGCUACAUCUCCUUUCCCUCCCAUUCAAAAUCCAAUGCAAUUACCAAGAGUACCUCUUGAUCAUCCUGUAUCUGCAUCUCAGACACCAAACCAGACAUUGAUGUGUCAAAAUCCUAUUCUGGGUGCCUUCAAUUACCAAAAUCAGAUGCAAAAUCCAGCUCUUUCAGAGCAAUAUGCACGUUACAUGGGGUAUCAUCUUAUGCAAAAUGCUUCUCAGCCAAUGAAUGUAUUCAGAUAUGGUCCCCAGGGAGUACAACAUAGUCAAACAAUGAUUACACCCAGCAACAGCAGUGGAAACAUGAGUGGAGCAGCAAACAUUGAUGAGGCUGUGAGUGGCAAAAUGGGUUCUUCCACCUUUAACUAAAUAGCAGCCAGCAUCUGAUACAAUACAUGAUAUGAUAUGAUCCUUAAUUGAAGGGUUUGGAUUGGAUGGGGGAAUCAACCCUGAAAGCUCCAAAUUUGUGUAGUUUGGUGGCCAUGCAAUUUGAGUUUGGUGUCUAAGUUUGAGAAAAAUUUGUAGUAGACAGGUCCUUGAUUAUGGGCCAGUUUUGUUCUCAGCUUCUGUGUCCCAUCAGGUAGAGCAUUCUGCACUGUUUCUAGAUCUGGGAAAGUAACAUCAUAGAGCUCAUUUUCUUUUUUUUGCAAUCAUUGUGUCUCAACUCAACUUCUCAUUAGAAAAACUAUUUUGCUCAAUCACAUAAACUAUGGAACAUAUAACAUUGUGCUU